AUGCUACAGCCCCUGCACGACCUGCUUUGCCUGUGCUGGAGGGAAGGUGCAGGCCCCCAAGACGUGUGUGAUGCCUCCAUUGCGACUCUCUGCCAGAACAAAGGCGACCGCAGUGACUGCAACAACUACAGAGGGAUCUCCCUGCUGAGCAUAGGCGUGAAGGUAUUCGCCCGCAUCCUCCUCACCAGGCUCCAGACACUGGCUGCUCGAGUGUACCCACAGUCCCAGUGCGGCUUAAGCUCAGGUAUUUUUGGAACGUUAUGUGUCGAAAGUCUCGGGUGUCGUCUCACCACUGUAAUUGGAGGAGUACUUACUGCAAUCGGUUAUACGAUCGGCAGUCAGAUGAACAACAUAUACGUGCUGUAUUUUACCCUCGGCAUUCUUCCAGGAAUUGGUGUGUCCCUCGCUUACACCGCCGGUAUGGUGCACCUCAACAGACAGUUUUCAAAAUGGCGGCCAAUAGCCGUUGGAAUAUCAGUAACAGGAACAGCUAUAGGAAUGCUGACUUGGCCGCUGCUCUCUGCUGCUGUCGCAGAGAAUAUGGGAUGGACGGGUACAUUUCUCAUUAAUGGGGCACUGACGAUGAAUUUCCUACCAUGUGCCCUCUGGAUAACUCCGAGGAACAGCAAAGGAGAUGUUCAUUGUCCAAGAGUUUCCUUGAAGGAAACUAUUAUCAACUGUUUCAAAAUACAUCGUUUGCCGGGAGCACUUGCUUUCUGCAUUGCUCUAUUGCCCUACGGCUUUGGCUACUUCACUUUCCCAACCUUUCUUCCUGACUACGUGACAGCAUCACCAUUCAACAUGACGUCAUCGGAAGCUGCGCUCAUUGUUUCGUCUUCUGGAUAUGGCAGCAUGUUUGGGCGUGUUUUUUUCUGUGGAAUAGCCAUGGUGAAUAAACAUUCAACAAAAUACAUAUUGUUAUUUUCGGGAUGCCUCUGUGGUAUCUCCAACCUGAUUGUCCCACUCUGUGACGGUCCCGCCACUCUCCAUAUCAGCAGCGCUGUAAAUGGACUGGCUAUAGGUGAGCUGGUUUCCAGCAGAUUAUAA
Haliotis rubra (blacklip abalone) is the source of this 1047-nucleotide messenger RNA. RefSeq names its product monocarboxylate transporter 4-like. The record is from RefSeq and is a predicted model, not a curated record. Bases 1 to 1047 code for a protein of 348 amino acids. Lineage: Eukaryota; Metazoa; Mollusca; Gastropoda; Lepetellida; Haliotidae. The transcript is spliced from 4 exons. Gene Ontology annotation, molecular function: monocarboxylic acid transmembrane transporter activity. Gene Ontology annotation, biological process: transmembrane transport; monocarboxylic acid transport.